Rubroshorea leprosula is the source of this 2197-nucleotide messenger RNA. The record is from the annotation of a GenBank genome assembly. NCBI's taxonomy places the organism in Eukaryota, Viridiplantae, Streptophyta, Magnoliopsida, Malvales, Dipterocarpaceae.
AAGCAGUUGGCUACUUGGCUUCAAUUGGAGUACGGUGGCACCCAUUUUUACCUCUGAACCGCAAACGGACGGCAGAACCCACCUCAGCUACUCUUCAGAGAAUGCUUGAGUCGUCUGUGAUCUCAAUUCUUAUCUGCGAAUCCAAUCCCUAAUCCCCAAUUUUAACUGCAAGAGAAUGAGCUCUUCAAGUGCUUCGCCGUCACUUUUCGUUGCAACCGAGGUCUCUUCUUUUAUUCCUCGCCGUCGUAGCAACCUCUCCGCCUUCACUUCAUCUACCUCAUUUCUCUGCAUACCCAGAUCGACAAGCCCCAGGAUCCUACGCCUCUCUGCGUCUGUUGCAAAUGGGAACCUUGACCUCUCCUGGUUCCCUCCCGACCCUAAUUCUGUGCCUGACAAUUACGGUGGCUGGGCUGUUGUUGAAGCUCCUCAACAGAAAAAGAAAAAAGGGUUGUCUGCUAUUGUUAUCGGGGGUAUUGGGACCUCAGUUGCUAUCGUGCUUGCUACCGUUGCUUACUUUUCACUAUGCAAAGGGGGUUUUAAUUUUCACCUUAGAAGCCCAUUACAGUCUUUACAUGGGGUGUUGGGUUGGGAUGAGACUACAACUGACAAAAGCAAAAUUGAAGACUCUACUGAGUUUGUUGAAGAGGUCAAGGUGUCUGAGACGAGCCCAGAGUGUGAAGCUGCUGCAAGCAGUGAAAUUGUUGGUUCAGCACCAGUGGGCAAACAUGAACGAAUUGUACUACCAAUUGCUGUGGAUUCUACUCAAGAAGAAGCUUUGUCUGUUCUAAAAAGUCUGAAGAUCAUUGAAGAUGAUGUAAGAUCUGAUGAAUUGUGCACUCGGAGGGAAUAUACAAGGUGGUUGGUCGGUACAAGUUUGUUAUUGGAAAGGAAUCUGAAGCACCGAGUCGAUACAUCUCUAGCACUUUCUGCAUCAGUGAUUGCAGCAUUUGAUGAUGUGGAUAUUGAAGAUCCAGAUUUCAAAUACAUACAAGCCUUAGCGGAGGCAGGCAUUAUUCCCACCAAGCUCUCAGGGAAAAUGACUAGUUCUGAUAAUUCAACAAGCCCAGCAGGAGUCUAUUUCUUUCCUGACAGCUUUCUCACUCGACAUGAUCUCAUAAAUUGGAAAGCUCUAGUAGAGUAUGAAUUCAAGCCAGGAAUAGUAGAUCAGAUAUCAAGGACAAAGGUGGAGUAUAUGGAUGUGAAGGAGAUCAGUCCAGAGUCAUCUCCGGGACUUUUCAUGGACAUGUUGGCUGGAGAGAAAAGCAUACUCAGAAAAGUUUUUGGACAAAGCAAGCGGUUUCAACCUAAUAAACCUUUAACCAAAGCACAGGCAGCAGUGGCAUUGACAAGUGGCAGGAUGGCAGAAGCAAUUUAUAAUGAAUUAUCUAGAUUAGAAGCUGAAAGUGUUUCUAGGCAAGCUGAAAUGGAAGAAAUUAGGUCCGAGAUACUUGACAGAGGAGAGAUACAGAGGUUUUGGUAUGAAAAGCUGGAUGAAGAAAGAGUCCGUGCUCUUGAGGUUGAGAAAUUUUAUCUUUCUGUAAUUGAUGACGUAGAACAGGAGAAAAUUGUUAGGGAAAAGUAUUUUGCUGAGUCUUUGAAGGAAAAGGCAGCUAUGGACUGCCAGAGGCAAUUGCUAUUUAGUCUGAAGGAAGACAUUAAUGAGAUGUCAGAGAGGCUUGCAUCUGAAAGGGCAAUCUAUGUCACUGAGCAAUGUAAGUUGCAGGAUAUGCUAAGUGAUUUGAAAUCCAAACAAGAGGGAGUGCUUGACACAAAAUCCAUACUUGAAGCUGAGAUAGAAGCUAUUCGAAUCCUUAGAUCUUGGGUAGAGGAUGAAGCAAGAAAAAGCCAAGCCCGGGCUAAGGUUCUGGAGGAGGUAGGAAAAAGGUGGAGAUGGGAUGAUAAAGCCUGACUCCCCAUUACCUCAGAAAGUAGAAACAUGAUUCACCCAUAACAGAAGUCUAGAUAAAAAAACCCCAGGGGAAUGAAACUAAAACAUCAUGAUUGUUUUUAUUUUGUUAUCCCAUGGAUGGAAUGAGGGAAGUUUGGCUUAUUUUGUUAUCCCAUGGAUGGAAUGGGGGAAGUUUGGCUCAUCUUUAUAUUUUCUGAGCUAUGCAUUUGUUUAAUUUAUUGAUUGCACCUUCACUGAUUUACAUCUCUAUUGAAGGAACCAAGAACAGAAGAAAUUUUUUCUUUCCAU